AUGUCGACUGGUUAUUCGGGCCAUGUCAAUCACGACCGCAGCAACACACAAUCAAGAAACCCACCUCACACCCCAGACUCCACGCCACAGUCUGCUCCGAUGAGCGAAAUUUCACACUCGAGAUCGCCGAGCGCGAUGACGAGCAGCGCAAAAGCCCCCAUGGUCUCAAGAACUACUGUAGCAGACCAGCAGAAUGGCGAAACAAAACCUCCACAGAAGCAGAGCUUGGAUUACAUCUCGAGAACUGGGUUAGCAGGAGGACUGGCGGGGUGUGCGGCCAAAACCGUCGUGGCACCCCUAGACCGCGUCAAGAUCCUAUUCCAAGCCUCAAACCCGCAAUUCGCAAAAUACACAGGCAGCUGGUAUGGUCUUUCCGCAGCCAUCAGAGACAUCAAGCGCUCAGAAGGCGCAAUGGGCUUAUACAAAGGCCACUCCGCAACUCUCAUCCGAAUCUUCCCCUACGCCGCCAUUAAAUUCCUCGCAUACGAACAGAUCCGCGCAGUUGUAAUCCCGUCACGGGAUAAAGAGACUGUAUUCCGCCGACUGGCAUCAGGCAGCAUGGCCGGAAUCACAUCCGUCUUCUUCACAUACCCUUUAGAACUUCUUCGUGUGCGAAUGGCCUUCGAAACGAAACAGUCUUCCCGCUCUUCCUUGACAGACGUCUGCCGCCAGAUCUACAAUGAGCGCGCGCGGACCCCGUCAACAGGCUCCGCUGCCGCGGCUGAAUCUUCGACCGUCACUGCUGCUGAAAGUGCUUCCUCGGCUGUGAACAAGGUCGUGCCGCGCUCUGGACUGGCCAAUUUCUACCGCGGCUUUUCCCCUACGAUCCUUGGAAUGCUUCCUUACGCUGGAAUGUCGUUCCUCACGCAUGACACCGUUGGCGACUGGUUACGUCUCCCUGCUGUUGCGAAAUAUACUACCAUUCCUGGUUCAACGUCUAAGAGAUCUGACAAGGGUCCCCAGCUCACGGCUGUUGCAGAAUUAUCAUCCGGCGCGCUUGCCGGUAUGGUCUCGCAAACAUCUUCAUAUCCGCUCGAGGUCCUCCGCCGACGCAUGCAAGUGAGCGGUGCAGUUGGUGACGGACAUCGCAUUGGAAUUGCCGAGACUGCUCGUACUAUCUGGCUCGAGAGGGGAUUCCGUGGUUUCUGGGUUGGGUUGACUAUUGGAUAUAUCAAGGUUAUUCCCAUGGUUGCUACCAGUUUCUUUGUUUAUGAGCGGUUGAAGUGGUCACUGGGCAUUUAG
This is a messenger RNA of Penicillium antarcticum, 1242 nucleotides long. Its product is annotated as coenzyme A transporter. The transcript is spliced from 2 exons. The record is from RefSeq and is a predicted model, not a curated record. Lineage: Eukaryota; Fungi; Ascomycota; Eurotiomycetes; Eurotiales; Aspergillaceae. The coding region runs from base 1 to 1242 and encodes 413 amino acids. Gene Ontology annotation, biological process: transmembrane transport.